Serpula lacrymans var. lacrymans S7.9 is the source of this 1555-nucleotide messenger RNA. RefSeq lists its product as uncharacterized. Lineage: Eukaryota; Fungi; Basidiomycota; Agaricomycetes; Boletales; Serpulaceae. Bases 291 to 1319 code for a protein of 342 amino acids. The transcript has 18 exons. The record is from RefSeq and is a predicted model, not a curated record.
UGACUCGGAGUCUGUCAGUGCCAAAUGCGAAUGGCAGCGGUGGGACUAAAGCUUUUGCUCACCUAGGUUUUUUAUAGUGGGAAGGUGCGUGUGGACAGAACAGACGGAGAAUCACUAGAAUCCUGGAAGAAGCAUGUUGAUGCAUGCAUGAUGGCGGAGAUGGCCUCAAGUUCGAACUUCGAAGGCACUGAUGGCAAGGUGCAGGCUACUAGUGGGUCUUCGUAAUAGACGCCCGGACCCUGGAAUUCCAAGGUAAACCGUGACCCUCUUCACCCUCCCCACAUUCCAAGAUGCCGGGCAUUGAUUUGAUUUAUGGGCCAAUGCUGGUCGGCGUGUUCUUCAACUGUAUCUUGUUCGGAGUCAUGGUCAUGCAGGCAUUCAUUUACUUCCAGACCUACAAAGCGGACCUGACUUGGAUCCGUUGGUUUGUCUUCUACCUGAUCAUUGCUGAGACAGUGAACACGUGUUGUGAUAUGUAUCUCAUCUACCAGCCUCUCGUCCAAGAGUUCGGUACCCCUGCUGCUGUAACAUACUUCCCCAUGAUGCUCGCUGCAUCUCCCAUUGUUACCGUUUGCGUAUCAACCCCUGUUCAAAUAUUCACAGCUUGGCGCAUCAGCGUGGUCUCCCAAAGGAAGAUAAUCGCCAUCAUAAUCUGCCUUUUUGCGUUACUUUCAUUUGUGGGCGCUUUCUGGGUGGGUAUCCAAGUCGUAACCUUCAAACUCUUUGCCCGAAAACUGUCAUUCCAAUUCAAUCUUCCUGGAGUGAUAUGGUUUGUGGCCUCUGCAGUAGCCGAUUUGUUGAUUACAGUAACCCUGGUAUUCAGUCUGUCGGCACGGAGGACUGGGCACUCGUUAACAAACAUAUCCAUCAAUCGGAUCAUCCGUUUGACAAUCCAGACGGGUCUUACAACCCUGGUUUUCGCGAUGGCUGAUUUGCUCUCAUUCACCAUAUCUCCACAAACUGCUGAAAACUUCGUCUGGGACUUUUCAAUCUCAAAGUUAUACACGAAUGCCCUACUAAGUACACUCAAUGCACGUGUUGGCUGGAGCAAUCUGAACACGGGCGAUCGUGACCCAGAAAACGUGUUGUUUGGCGACUCGACAACGCAAAUAGGGUCGCAUCCUGCGAAGAAUUACAUUAGCAACACGGGGGCACGCCGAAGGAAUAUCACCACUGGUACUGCUUCAGAAACUGUGGGCUCUUAUGAGCUACAGCCGCCCGGUUUCAACGGAGAUGUCAACGUCAAUAUCACAAAGCAUACUGUCAGUGAUUAUACUCCUGAAAUUCACGACAAUGCCGUACAGGGCUACACACAAUGAGAGUCACGACGAUUCUGUCCGAGUCACUCUGAACGCCGCGCACACGUUAUAUUCUCUUGAGAGUAGUUAGGAGAAGCGGUGAACUUGGGAGUAUUGUAUGUUUCAAAACUUUGGUAAUUUUCAUCGGAUGUGUUCUCAUUUCAUCGUAAUUCUUGCUUUGCUGUAUAUUUAAAGUAUUCUGAGCACUCAUUUUAUAUGCGUAUGUGAACUUCACUUCUUGAAGUUCAUGGACAUUA